AUGCGUCUCCUCGAGCUACCUACAGCCCUUUUGGCGCUCCUCGCUGCUCUUCCCGAUGUGGGCGCGACGCACACCUCGAAUUGGGCGGUCCUGGUCAGCACCUCCCGCUUCUGGUUCAACUACCGCCAUCUCGCCAAUACCCUCUCUCUCUACCGCACCGUAAAGCGUCUGGGGAUACCCGACAGCCAAAUCAUCCUCAUGCUCCCCGAUGACAUGGCCUGCAAUCCGCGCAACUCCUUUCCCGGCAGUGUCUUCAAUGACAAAUCGCGCCAACUCGAUCUGUACGACGACCAGAGCGGCAAUCAUGGAGGACAAGCAGGGGGAACCACGACGGGAAUGAGAGGCAUCGAAGUCGAUUAUCGGGGCAAUGAAGUCACCGUGGAGAAUUUCAUUCGUCUCCUGACCGAUCGAUGGCCCUCGUCUCAUCCGACGUCCAAACGACUCAUGACUGACGACCGGUCGAAUAUCUUGAUUUACAUGACGGGGCAUGGCGGAAAUGAAUUUUUGAAAUUUCAAGACAGUGAGGAAAUCAGCUCGUUUGAUCUGGCGGAUGCGUUUGCGCAAAUGUGGGAGAAGAAGAGAUAUCAUGAGCUGCUCUUCAUGAUUGAUACGUGUCAGGCGAAUACCAUGUAUCCGGCAUUCUAUACGCCGAAUAUCAUUGCCACGGGGAGCAGUGCCAAGGAUCAGAGUAGUUAUUCGCAUCAUGCGGAUCAGGAUGUCGGGGUGGCGGUGAUUGAUCGGUGGACAUAUUAUAAUUUGGAGUUUUUGGAAACGAGGUUAAAUAGUACGAGUGCGGAUGUGCGGCUGGGGGAGCUGUUUGAUUAUUAUACGUUUGAUCGCGUGCAUAGUGACGCCGGUGUGAGGUAUGAUUUGUUCCCGGGCGGAGAGGAGGAAGGGAGGAAUCGGAGGGUGUUGGACUUUUUUGGGAGUGUGCAGGGCGUGGAGACGAGUGGAUUGGAUGAGAUGCAGGCAGGGGAUUGGAAGAAGGAUUUGGAGGCCUUGCAGCAGAUUAUGGAGAGGCAGAAGAAAGAAGAAGAAGAGGAGGAAAUGCAGCAUGCUGCUACGCAAGAGAUGGCCAGUGAGGCUUCAACACGGGCCACUCGGGACGACAGAGGACAUGGCAAAGUCGCUUUGGAUAUGGCUCAAGGAGGUGAAGGCUGGGUCAAGAAGGUCGUUGGGCUGGGGUCUCUGCUGGCUGUAGGAGGCGCAUGGCUCCUGACCAAGUCCUAAAACUCUUUGGUUGUGCAUGGAGUUGGAAUGGAAGAAUUGCGUGUUAGAUACCCUGUUCAACUCCGAACUGUUCACUACCUACCCUACCUACCUAUGCACAUUUUCUUGCUUUGAUCAAUAUAUU
This is a messenger RNA of Sphaerulina musiva SO2202, 1354 nucleotides long. RefSeq lists its product as uncharacterized. Gene Ontology annotation, cellular component: GPI-anchor transamidase complex. Bases 1 to 1230 code for a protein of 409 amino acids. Gene Ontology annotation, molecular function: GPI-anchor transamidase activity. Gene Ontology annotation, biological process: proteolysis; attachment of GPI anchor to protein; protein localization to cell surface. Lineage: Eukaryota; Fungi; Ascomycota; Dothideomycetes; Mycosphaerellales; Mycosphaerellaceae. The transcript has a single exon. The record is from RefSeq and is a predicted model, not a curated record.